Messenger RNA from Chinchilla lanigera (long-tailed chinchilla), 2976 nucleotides. RefSeq names its product gap junction protein, alpha 1, 43kDa (gene Gja1). Gene Ontology annotation, molecular function: transmembrane transporter activity. Bases 152 to 1300 code for a protein of 382 amino acids. The transcript is spliced from 2 exons. Gene Ontology annotation, cellular component: connexin complex. Gene Ontology annotation, biological process: cell-cell signaling; heart development. The record is from RefSeq and is a predicted model, not a curated record. Lineage: Eukaryota; Metazoa; Chordata; Mammalia; Rodentia; Chinchillidae.
GCGGCGGGCAGAGUGUGUGGCCGCGGGGACAGCACGGGCCCUGAGACACAGCGCAGUCGGGAAGGCGGGCAGGAGCCCUUCCCGCACCGGGACAAGGCCAUCCGCAAACGCACACUGUGUGGACUCCGCUGGGCCGUGGUCCGCAGGCAGCAUGGGAGACUGGAGCGCCCUCGGGAAGCUCCUGGACAAGGUCCAGGCCUACUCCACGGCGGGGGGCAAGGUAUGGCUGUCGGUGCUGUUCAUCUUCCGCAUCCUGCUGCUGGGCACCGCGGUGGAGUCGGCCUGGGGCGACGAGCAGUCGGCCUUCCGCUGCAACACGCAGCAGCCGGGCUGCGAGAACGUGUGCUAUGACAAGUCCUUCCCCAUCUCGCACGUGCGCUUCUGGGUGCUGCAGAUCAUCUUCGUGUCGGUGCCCACGCUGCUGUACCUGGCGCACGUCUUCUACGUGAUGCGCAAGGAGGAGAAGCUGAACAAGAAGGAGGAGGAGCUCAAGGUGGCCCAGACGGACGGCGCCAACGUGGAGAUGCACCUGAAGCAGAUCGAGAUCAAGAAGUUCAAGUACGGCAUCGAGGAGCACGGCAAGGUGAAGAUGCGCGGCGGCCUGCUGCGCACCUACAUCAUCAGCAUCCUCUUCAAGUCCGUGUUCGAGGUGGCCUUCCUGCUCAUCCAGUGGUACAUCUACGGCUUCAGCCUCAGCGCCGUCUACACCUGCAAGCGCGACCCGUGUCCCCACCAGGUGGACUGCUUCCUGUCCCGCCCCACCGAGAAGACCAUCUUCAUCAUCUUCAUGCUGGUGGUGUCCCUGGUCUCGCUGGCCCUCAACAUCAUCGAGCUCUUCUACGUCUUCUUCAAGGGCGUCAAGGACCGCGUCAAGGGCAGGAGUGACCCCUACCACCCCUCCGGCGGCCCCCUGAGCCCCUCCAAGGACUGCGGCUCCCCCAAGUAUGCCUACUUCAACGGCUGCUCCUCGCCCACCGCGCCGCUCUCCCCCAUGUCCCCGCCCGGGUACAAGCUGGUGACCGGCGACAGGAACAACUCCUCCUGCCGCAACUACAACAAGCAGGCCAGCGAGCAGAACUGGGCCAACUACAGCGCAGAGCAGAACCGCAUGGGCCAGGCCGGCAGCACCAUCUCCAACUCCCACGCCCAGCCCUUCGACUUCCCCGACGACACCCAGAAUUCCAAGAAGAUCUCGGCGGGACACGAACUCCAGCCCUUGGCCGUGGUGGAUCAGCGGCCGUCCAGCCGGGCCAGCAGCCGGGCCAGCAGCAGACCCCGGCCCGAUGACCUGGAGAUCUAGUCCCCGCCUGUGAGUGGCGAGGUCCACUCAGUGGUGGUGAAGAAGCGGGUGCUGGGGGGGAGGCACCUGGGUUCUUCUGUUCCAGCGAGGUGGUACUCAGCGGCCCUCCCAGGGGCCUGGGACACAGACUGACGUAGCAUUGUAGGUUCUCUUGGGCAUGGGACAGGCGGGCGGGCGGGCGGGAGGGGCGGGGAGGAGGUACAUGCUGGUAUUCACGUAGUGGGUUCCCAGAACUCUGGCUGUCCUCAGAGUUGCGUAGGUGAGACGUAGGUAAGGGCUUUUCUCCCCCACACACCCCGAGCGCCUGUGUGUGUGAGCGGGUGGCUGAUGGUUGUGGCUGAAUAUGUUUCUUUAGUUUUUGUUUUACCAAGAAACUGAAAUACCUUUGGCCAGGAAUAAACACUUCCUGAACACCUUACUUCUUUCCCACAAGAGAAAGACGAACGAUUGUGCUCGUGUCUCCUCUGAAACAUUCCAUUGCUGUGUGCGCACUUUGGAGGGCGCUGUACGGCCGCCCCUGCAGGAGUCCGAGGACCUGCGUGGCUCCGUUGUUUUUUAUUACUAUUAUUAUUAUUAUUGUUGAUGUCAAUUAAAAGUUCAGACAAGGCCCACAGAGAAAGAUCUGCGGCUCAGUCCGAGCCUGCUGCGUGCCCCCUCGUGCCCGGUCUGCCCACUGCACCGAGCGGCUCUGUGCUUGGACUCACUCAGGCGUCACUUCACGUGUGUCCGAGUCCAUGUCAGGGAAACAAGCCAUGCCUGGUAUUUAACAAUCACGUGUGUGUGCGUGCGCGCGCGUGUGUGUGUGUGCGUGUGUUUUAUUUGUCAUGUAUUGGUACAAAAGGUGCAGCACAGAUUCACAAACACAGAUCUGAAAAUAAUGCACACGGGCGUCUGACCUGAACCUUCUUGGUGGGUUUUGGGGUGUGGGCCACUGGUGUUUACAUUGUAAGAUCCCUGCUGUGCGACCAAGCACACUUCUCCUGAAAUGUUUUCCCUGUGUAUCCUAUUGUGGAUGCUGGUUCUGUUGAUUACAAUUCUUUUCUUUCUUUCUUUUUUUUUUUUUUCUUUUUAGAAUGUAGCAGUAAUGCUAUUACCGAAAUGAAUGAUUUCCUUUUUUCUGAAAUAUAAUCAUUGAUGCUUGAAUGAUAGGAUUUUAGUACUGUAAACAGGCUUUAGUCAUUAACGUGAGAGGAACGCUUAGAGAGAACUCUCAUUCACUGUGCCUACGUGGAUUCGCAGUAGCUGGUGUUUGCGGCUGUAGCCUACUUAUCACACGAGUGCAGAAGGAGUCUUCUGUUUGGAGUCUGACAGUCUUGGGUGGGCAGCGACUUCGAUGUUUGCACUAAGACUUACUUGGGAUCGAGGAGAAGCUGAAUCACGUUUCAGGAGUGCUCAUGGAACUAAUUUAUUGACCUGUAUCCUAAAGACAUCAACCAGUUUUUUCAAGUGCCUUUUCAAAACUUGUCACGAGUGAAUGGUGGCAAUCUGACGCCUCCACUUUCCUCUUGCACAUCACCUGCACAGAACAGUUUGGGACAACGGGAAGUACUAAUGUGUUGACAUUCCAUGUUAAACCACUGCCGUGUUCAGCUUCGCUGCCUGUAACGUAGACCUGGUCCAUCAGAUUGUGUGUUCUGGAGUGUUCUUUAUUCAAUAAAGUUUUAAUUUAGUAGAAA